UAGGGCUCCCAUAUUAUUGUGUCUUAAUAAUAUAGACAGCCCGUUCACAAUAACAAAAGAGUUUGAGUCUGACAUUCCACCUGAGACCCCCCGCCUUUUCUGGACGGUAAGCUGUCUCUGAUAUUCGUGGAAAAAUGAGUCCUACCGACGCAAAACGAGGAGCAAAGCGAAGGAAGAACAAGCGGGGCGGUGGCAGCGGCAGUGGCUGUAGCAGUUCCGGCGGGAAGGCCGGAGCUCGAGCCGGGGCACGAGCCACGACAGCCACGGCAACUCCCGCCUCUGUCAUGAGCUUUUUGACACCUGGCAGUGCUGGAAACGGGGAUAAUGGGGCAAUCAGUAGUCUGAACGGAGAGGUUUCUAUGAAUGGCACGCCACAGUUUUCUGAAGGGCCAGUGAACUCUGACUUCUCUGGAGUCCUUCAGACCCCAUUCACAUUUGGGAUAAAUCAGAGGGCUCCGUACAACACAGGCGACCGUUGCCUUCUCUGCCGGAGCGAACGUAAGGACAGCGCCACACUAGAGGUGGGCGUGUCCAGUCAGAAUGGCACAGCCCAGUCACCCAAAGCCUCCUCUGCCCUUCAGUCACUGCCCUUAUGGGUGUGUUCGGACUGCAAACGAACCACAGAGAAGGAGAAGCACCACACCGCCCUGGAUUCAUCCCUCUUGAACCAGGACUUCUUGUUGCACAUGCCGGUGGGUAAUGGAGGUUUGGACCAGGAUCCAGCGGGAGGCGGAGGCAGGUUGACCGUCAGCGCUCCAUCACUGCCUGCGCCAGACCUCGGCACAAGCCUUCCGGCAGACACCAUCUGCAGCUGUGAGGCCUGCAACGAGAGGAGGGAGAUCUCGGCCGAGUCAGAGCGAGAGUCGCAGCAGUUACAGAACCACUGGUCCGAGGUUCGCUACCUGGUGAGGUGUAUCUACCGCCAAACGGGCACGCCGCUGGCCGACGAUCACGACCAGCCUCUCGACCGAGACAAGGAGAGCAUGAAAGAGCUGGUCGACAGGCUCUGCGAGAAGGAUCCAUACCAGCUGUACCAACGGCUGGAGCAGCAGGCACGCGAGUACGUGCUGGAGAUGAAAGUUCGGCUGCUGAAGCACCUGUCGACGGGGUCCAAGGCGGCUGUGGUGGGCGCCCAGGGUCCCCCUCAGGCCCAUCAGUUCAUCUCUUUGCUCCUGGAGGAGUACAACGCCCUCUGCCAGGCAGCACGCACCAUUAGCAGCUUCCUCAACACCUUGGAGAACGAGCACCUUCAGAAGUUCCAGGUGACGUGGGAGCUCCACAACAAGCACCUUUUCGAGAGCCUUGUGUUCUCUGAGCCCAUUCUGCACAACAGCCUACCUGCUCUGGUGGCCCAGCUCAGGCAGGGCACGGCGUCGCACGACUCGUACAGCGAGGACAUGUACAGGUCUCUGCUGAACAGCUACCAGCAGCUGGAGCAGGAGAUGAGCGCCGUGGCCGUGGAGUGGCUGGAGUGCGAGAAGAGGAUAGACGACUAUGUCGACGAGCAGCUGCUUUUCAAGGUCGAAGGACAAAACCUCACAAAUCAACGAACAGAACCGCAUAAAUCUUUAAUUAGUAAAAACAUGUCUUUAAGAACAAAGCAGCGUAUGCUGAAGGAAGACUGGGAGUUUAAGCAGAGGAAGUUUUUUGAGGAGCAGUUAACAAACAGUAAGAAGUCUAUCGCUGGAGACAGUAACUUCACAGACACGGUGAAACAGAUGCUGUCCUCUAGACUCAGCAUACCUGACUGCCCCAACUGCAAUUACCGAAGAAGAUGCACGUGUGACGACUGCAGCCUAUCCCAUAUCCUGACGUGCGGCAUUAUGGACGCCCCGGUGACCGAGGACCUGCACCUGAAACUGCCCCUACCCGCAGAGCCGCCCAGAGACUACCUAUCUGAGGUGCACCCUCCCAGCAUGUCCUCUGGGAGCUCGGGCUCCGGUUCCGGCUCCAGUUCCCCCAUCACCAUCCAGCAGCACCCUCGUCUCAUCCUCCCUCAAGACGGAGCUACCACUUUCGGUAGCGAUGACGAGGAGGUGCCGCCGCUUUCAGCCAUUUACCCUCUGAGUGGUUAUGAGGACGCCAGCGUGGUGGCCGCCAUGAACGGCAUCCACUCACAGAUCAACGGAGGAGGAGGGGAGAAUAUGGCCCUCAAAGACGAGUCUCCGCGGGCGAGCAGCAGCAGCAGCAGCACUAGCUCCUCUGAGGGAGAUGAGGAAGGGGAGGGGGAGACAGGUGGGGAGCCCCCAGGGUCGCAGAGGGAUCACUCCCAAGGAAAGAGCGACAGUCCCCCUCCCUCUUACUCCCACCCACAGGCAGAGCAGGUGCCACACCCUUGCGAGUGUCACGUGUGUAACCAGGGUAACGGUGACGCGUCUGUGCUCGGCUCUUCGGCUCUGCCACCCAGCAGGCUGCAUGCAGGCCACCAGUUCUUCAAUGACAAGAACGCAACCCACCCAGCUCUGCACCUCUACCCACAUAUCCACGGUCACCUACCGUUACACAACCUCUCCCAUCUGCCCAGACCCCUGCUGCACCCUAACCUCUACUCCAGCCCUCCUCUCACACACAACAAGACUCUUCCACCUGCCCCUACGUCGAACCACACAGGUGGGAAGUCCCAGGUGUUCAGCCCCACCCUGCCGGAUCACAUGUACCAGAACUGCUUCAGCGGCACCGGAGACUGGAACGGCUCCCUGCCGUGCCACUCGCUCAAGUUUGAGAACCUGUGGGACACGCACAUGAUGAAAAACUGGAACCCCACCGUGCUGCUUCAAGAACCACUGCCCGGCGACAUGCUGGGCCCCCCUCUCCCCGACGUCCCCCUCCUGUCCUCGGGCAUGGACUCGGCCGCUCCCAACCCUGCUCCGGACGGCAAGGAGAAGAAAAACGGAGCGAAGAAAAAGUGUCUCUUUAACUACCAAGAUGCCUUCAUGGAGCCCAGCGAAGUGGUGAUGGCCACGUCGUCCGCCACCUCCUCGGUCUCCAGCACCGCCACCACUGUCCAGUCAAGUAAUGAUCACAUCCACGUUUCAUCUAAAAGACCCGCCUCCUUAGGUGAAGUAUUUCAUAAUAUAGGCAAAGAGGACCACAGACAUCCUACCCCCAUCCCUCCUAGGAAUAGCCCUACAGGCGUGGCCACACUUCCCCCUCUGAAUGGCCCCAUGCAUCCCUCUGCCCCUAACACACAUCUUCCUAGUAUAGGCGCACCAACCUUCCCAAAGACUGUAACUCCAACGCCUGGCUUUAUGGACCCCCACCAGGCCCUGUGCCUGUCUUCUGGAGACCCCAGCACAGCCCCGGCAGAAGGCCUUGGCAGUGCUCCGCCUAGUGUAUGCAGUGAUCCAGACUGUGAGGGCCAUCGCUGCGACGGUAACAGCACUUACGACCAUCAGCCGUACGACGGAGAAGAAAGCCAGGACGAGGACAGCUGUUCCGAACACAGCUCCUCCACCUCCACCUCCACCAAUCAGAAGGAAGGAAAGUACUGUGACUGCUGCUACUGUGAAUUCUUUGGCCACGGAGGGCCCCCAGCUGCGCCCACCAGUAGAAACUAUGCAGAGAUGCGGGAGAAGCUUCGGCUGAGGUUGACUAAGCGGAAGGAGGAGCAGCCGAAGAAAGAGGAGCUGCUCCUGGAGCGAGACGGGGUGGAGGACCACCGUAAAGUGGAGGACCUGCUCCAGUUCAUCAACAGCGCGGACAGCAAGCCGGCCAGCAGCUCCAAGGCGGCCAAACGGGCCCGUCACAGACAGAAGAAGUUAGAGGAGAAGGCACGGCUGGAGGCAGAGGCGCGUGAGCGGGAGAGGGAGGAGCAGCAGCAACAGCAGCUGGAGGAAGAGAGGAGGCGUGAGGAGGAGGCACUCAAACAGCAGCUCCUCCACCUGCAAGAGAUGCAACAGCUCCGCGCCACCAAGAAAAAGAAGAAGGACAAAGCGCAGAGGGCCGAGACUGUCGCCCCGCCCGCCCCUCCCACCAACAACCCUCAACCCCUCAAGCAGACGGCACAGAACGUUCUGGAAAAGAACAUGCAGAACGGGAAAACCCAACUCCUCCACGGCAUCAUGCGCCUCAACCCCAAGGAACCACGUCUGGAACCUCAGCCCCCAGCCAACGGCAAGAACACCCCCCAGCAGAACCCAAAGACCCCUAAGGAGAAGCCUGUCGAAACCGCACUCCAAAACGGCACUUCCUCUCAUCCCGAACUCAACGCUAACACCAAGAUCAAAGCCAAACAGCCGCCCAACAGCAACAACAGAACCAACGGGGAGGCAACCAAGAGGCCGGCCGAACCACUGAAACCCGUUGAGAGCUUGACCAAAGUGGGAAACGGGUCGGGCCCACAGACUGACAGCAAGGCAAAGCCCAGGGUCCCUGAGGAGCCGGUCACGGAGAGUAAGAAAGAGGAGAGGAACAACGUGUUGGCGGGAAAGAAGCAGCAGAGCAACGGCAGAGAGGAGAGGACUUCUCCGGUGACGGAACAACCUCCUCCUCCUCCUCCUCUUACAGAGGCACCGCAGCAGAACGGCAAAGCCCCCACCACAGAGUCCCCUCAACCCAAAGGCAAGGCCAAGAAAAACAAGAAGAAGAAAGCGGACAAGUUGAACAACUCUAUAGAUGAUGUGUUCCUGCCCAAAGACAUUGAUUUGGACAGCGUGGACAUGGACGAGACUGAGAGGGAGGUAGAAUAUUUUAAAAGGUUCUGCUUGGACUCGGCUCGACAGACGAGACAGCGACUGUCCAUUAAUUGGUCCAACUUUAGCUUGAAGAAGACCACUUUUGCUGCCCACUAAAGGAGCUUUCCAUAAAGAGAACUGUGGCAGGAAUCAAAUCGGCAAUCCCCCCCCCACCCCCCCCCACCCCUCCUCUCCUGACCCCCCUCCGUCUCGCCAGCCUGACUGCUGCUCCCAGUGCUGCUAUGCUCCAGUCAACCGCUCCUCUGGCCUACAUUACCCAUGCUGCCUUGCCUCGUCUUUGUUGCUGUGUGGUUCCCACAAAGAACCCAAAUGGGCUUAUAUAUUUGCAGUACUUU
This is a messenger RNA of Chanos chanos (milkfish), 5029 nucleotides long. It is a transcript of the gene fam193a, whose product is annotated as family with sequence similarity 193 member A. The coding region runs from base 135 to 4790 and encodes 1551 amino acids. The transcript is spliced from 23 exons. NCBI's taxonomy places the organism in Eukaryota, Metazoa, Chordata, Actinopteri, Gonorynchiformes, Chanidae. The record is from RefSeq and is a predicted model, not a curated record.